Molecule: messenger RNA, 6546 nt
Organism: Durusdinium trenchii
Lineage: Eukaryota; Dinophyceae; Suessiales; Symbiodiniaceae
Source: the annotation of a GenBank genome assembly
AUGGACCAGUUACCGCGCUCGUCAGAGGGUUUGCGAUGGGAGGAGCUCCGCAACAAUACCAUGAUCAGGGGAGCGGAAUGGCUUCGUGGUCGUUUGCAAGAGUUGGGACUGGAUGAGCUGCGCAGCUUGGCUGUUGCCGGAGGCAUCAGAGCGAGGGUAGGCGACAGAUGGCUGCCGGUGGCACAACUGCGCUCUGCGCUUGAUGGAAGCCUUGGCACCAACAGAGCAGGCGCAGCGAGGUCGUCUUCAAGGUCUGUAGCAGAAGCUCGAUGGGAGGAGUUCCGCAACAAUGCCGUGAACCAGGGAGCGGAAUGGCUGCGUGGAUGUUUGGAAGAGACAGGACGUGAUGAACUGCGCAGCUUAGCCGUUGCCGGAGGCAUCAGAGCGACGAUAGGCGAUAGAUGGCUGCGGGUGGCGCAACUGUGCUCUGCGUUGAUGGAAGCCUUGGCGCCCACAGAGCAGGCUCAGUCUGUAGCGCAAGCUCGAUGGGAGGAGUUCCGCAACAAUGCCGUGAACCAGGGAGCGGAAUGGCUACGUGGAAGUUUGGAACAGAUGGGACGGGACGAGCUGCGCAGCGUGGAUGUUGCCGGAGGCAUCAGAGCGAAGAUAGACGACGGAUGGCUACCGGUGGCGCAACUGCGCUCUGCGUUGAUGGAAGCCUUGGCGCCAACAGAGCAGGCGAGCUCGUCUUCAUCUGUUGCGGAAGCUCGAUGGGAGGAGUUCCGCAACCAUGCCGUGAACCAGGGAGCGGAAUGGCUUCGUGGAUGUUUGGAACAGAUGGGAGCGGUCAAGCUUCGCAGCUUGGCUGUUGAUGGCGGCAUCGCAGCGAAGAGAGGCGAUGGAUGGCUGACGGUGACACAACUGCGCUCUGCAUUGACGGAAGCCUUGGCGCCAACAGAGCAGGCGGUCACAGACCCAAAGGACCGCAUGCGUCCCUUGGCGACCCUGAGUGACAAGACUGUGGGCGAGGUGGAGGCAUUACAUCUCACGCGUGCUACCCUGGAUAGUCGCGUGGUGGACGCGACGUUGUGCUUGUUGCAGGCGGUGCUCGACAUACUGUGGUUGGCGGUGGAUGAAGACGGAGAGUUGCGUCAGCGACGAGGCAAGCUGGAUUUCGCAGACGUGGCGUAUUUGCGCUGCUUGAUGAGUGAUGUUUCGCCGGUGGUGGUACAGUUGGAGCUGGAUAUACGGCAAUGGCAGGAAGAGCAGCGCUGCGCUCGACUACCGACUGCCGACGAAGACAGCGUCCUGUAUAGGCGCAUCGCGAACUACUGCAACAAGGAGAAGAGCGCGCGUUGUCGCUUGAUGCGAGCUGCGUAUCCUGCCGAUGUGGAGAGUAUUCAGGAAUUGAAGUUGGAUUGUUUGGAGGCCUCGGAUGACGGAGAUGGGUGUGUGAAGUGGAGAUCGGACGUAGAGAGUGCUGUUUGCGGUGGCGCGCCUGCUGUCGAUGUGGACAUGGACGGCGACGCAGCCUUGGUUGCGGAGAUGCCACACACCCAGAUGGCCAAAGAAGUCUUUGCGCUGUUGACCAACGUGAAUCUGAAGUUUGAGACUAAGUUGCGAAGAGCGGCGCAGAUGUUGGCCUGCACACCCACCUUUGCUGGAGUCGGUGGAGCGCUGUCGCGUUUAGUGUUGUGUUCUCAGGAGGAGGACAACGUGGAGAAACCGUUGCAGCGGUUUGAGUGUCGUUUGUGCGACUUCGGCGCUACUGGAGAAAGAGCCUUCUUGGAUCACGUCAUGGAGAAGCGCAGCGGUGGCGCAGAUGGAAGUCGUGCGCUCAUCGAGUAUCGCAAGAAGGUCGUUGGAUUAGCAACGCACUUGGGACCUUCAGAUGCUUGGCUUCGUAUGUCAGAGGGACGUGCGCUUCAUUCUGGUCAACUUAGAUUGAUGUGGGCUCUACUCCGGCUGAAAAUGAAGUUUAAGCAGGACGAAGCGCAGGUCACGAGCUUCGCCACGCAGCGUCGCUGGAUGGAGAAUGCAGAUGAGAGGUUUUGGCGAGAGCAGCUGAAGAUGUUGAUUUUGUUCCAAGACCCUGCGGGCAACUUCGAGUUGGGGGAGAGUGGACACAAUUCCGCCUGGACAACAGGAGUGGACAUGCAAGAUGCAAUUCUCUUUGUCUUGGUUGGGAGCCAGAAGGAUGCAGUCAAGGGGUCGUCUUUGUUGCGAGCGCCCAGGAGUGAGUACGGUGCUGCUGUGGAGUGUCUGCGGCAAACGAAUCCUUUCUAUGCAGAAGUGACAUUGGGAGAUGGUGGUGAUGACCUUUUGGAAGGACAAGAGACACUGGAGGAGGAGGAAAACGAUGGCGCCGCUGAAGACCAAGAUCGAGGCAAAGAGGCACCAGGUGGUAUCUACAGAUGCGGACGCCCACGGACCCACGGACAGCUCUUGGGGCGUGAAGGAAAUCAGGAAAAGCAAGUACUGCAGAAGGUUCGCAACAUUCAGAAGAUCGCGCGCGGCGCCGCUGAAAAUGAGCGUGCUGUGGAGUCGGCAAUGUCCCAAGUCAAACCUUCCAAGUUGGUGGUUCCGAGCAAAGACGAACCUCUGUCCAUGUUCGAGGCAGCGACCUGGGGCAUGUCGUUUCCAGACUUGUUUCCCUACGCUGACGGCUUGCCGUUUCUGAAGCGGGACACCAACAUGGACGCCACGGAGCUCUUCCGGUAUUUACUGCUACGAGAAGAGCUGCAGUACACUGAUACCCCACCAGCGUUGCCGAGAUGGUCACUGUCGGCCAUGGCUUUGCGCGGGGACAAUGCAGACCUCCGAGAAUUGAUGCGAGAUCCAGCGGUGGACGUAUCCCUGAAGCGGGCGUUGGGGGGAGUGCUCCAGGCCAUGAAAGUUGAAGAGCACAGCAUCGAUUUGGAUUGGGAGGUGGAGAUGCCGCAGUUGCCGAGCGCGGCGUCGAUGCGGCGCAUUGUCGCUCGCGACCCCGUGGCCCAAGCCCGCUGUUUUGCUUUCAUGAUGGACAUCUUUUGCGAAGAAGUUUUCGGCAUUCUUCCUCCCUGGAGAAAAGGAAGUUAUCGUGUGGGUGUGCCGGCUACCUUCGAAGAUGUUGUGGGCAGUUCUUUGCAAGGAGGCAUUUUUGGUGAUGUUGCGGCAUUAAAUGGUCCGUUGGAGACCCAAGGCCGCGGUCCCUUACACCCUCACAUGCUGAUUGUUUUGCUGGGACACGAUUUGGGAGAUCGUUUGCGCGCGCUCAUGCAUCGGUCGCAACAUGGUGAGUUGGUCAUUGAGCUGCAGCGGUGGAGCCGGCGUGUCUUGGAGGCUGUUCAACGUUAUCAGUACGAUUCUCAACUGGCACUGUCGCAGCAGUUGCAGUGUCCGACAGAGCCCCUGCCUCUGAAUGAACGCCAGCGAUCGGAGCGCGGCCAUCAAUAUGAGACCACCGCGCUGGUGCCCACAGAGCCAGAUGGACAUGAAGUGGAAGCGUUGAAAGGGGGUGGAUCUCUGGCCGCCAAGCUUUUGACGUUGACGGGCUGUUAUGCGUCCUUGCGACCGAAGUAUCUGCGACGCAGUGAGCGUGCUGUGGGAGAUGCUGAAGCCGUGAAGGGCAAACGUGAAUGUCGUUUUGGCUGCUUUCAUAUUGAAAUGAUCUGUGACCAGGACGACAAGCCGAAAGUGCUCUGCCGGAAAGGUUGGCCUCGAGUGUCGAAGGCUGGUUUUUCCGGAUCGCAAUAUGAUACGGAGGAGUUGAUGGAGAUGGAAGAGUUCAAGAACGAAAACCCUCAUGUUUUCCGGGCCCAACGGGAUCAUCCAUUUGAGGGAAUGUCCAACCCGGUCGCGCAAACGGUGAUGCGAUGCAAUGUGGAUGUGAAGUACAUCGGCCGCACCUUCGCAGAGGCUGACCUCUUGAAAUUCUGCGAUGGCACGGUGGACGAGGAGCUGGGACUUGAAGUUCCUGUUUCUGCAUCUUCUCCGUCGGGAUUGUCCAGGAGCUGCGACAGAGACCCCGAGCAUAUAGCAGUCGCUGCAUCGAGCUCCGACCUGCCACACGUGGAGCAAGCCAUUGCUACUGGGUUGGGUGGUGGGGAGUCGUUGCCGAAGAAAGGACGCGCCGCCCGUGCGAUGGACACUGAGCCGACGAAGAUGCGGGCAAUGAGAAAGGCGCUUCAACGCAUUCUGGUGGAUCUUUCAAGGGAUGUGCAAGAUGUUGGCUUUUGCCCAGGAGUUCAACGAUUGGAAGAGGAAGAAAAGAAGAAGGAAGAGAACUCUGCGGCGGGGACUGAGCCAGAAGUGGCAGGGGGAAACAGAGUCAGCCUCAUGAGCGGACAACAGAGUCGCGCGCUGAUGAUUUUGCGACGACUGGCCUUUGGAAUGAAUCGUUGUGUGGCCAAAUCCAAUGGGGAGAUGGCAUACCAGUUACUCUUCGAGCAGGAGCACAUUGUGACGUAUCGUGGUUACAAUAUGUUUUUCCGGUACGUGCCUUUCGCGAUGAUGCGAUGCAGGCAGGAGGACAUGGAGAAUGUCUUGCAGCAGAAACCGCAUCUGAAGAGUGCUCCUUUGGACGUGGUUGAAGAUCCUGAAGGACAGGGACCAGUGGCUGUGGAUGAGAUUGCUGAUGUUAUGGACGAGGAAGGUGAAGCGCGCACCGUCCACCAGGUGCAUGUGAACUUCAGCCAGAAAGACGAUUACCUGCGCAGGGGCGUGCUCCGCGCGCGCUUCUCAACGCACUGGACGCGGUGGAAGGCUCACAUGUCGCUGUGGAGAUGCUCGGCGGAGGAAAGAGUCUUGGCUGGCUUGUCGGCGCCAGCGAUUAGAGAUGUUGCAGGGGUGCGUCCAUAUUUGAUGGCCGCGAAGGACGCCAAUGUUGCUUUUCGGUACCUGGAGCAGAUGUUGUUCAGAGCGGCAGGAGUGGAUUGUCGCUUUCAUGAUGUGCUGCGCAUCUGCGAGCGCAUGGGCUGGUACGCGGAGUUGUCGGUGCCGUGUCACUACACGCAACUGACACCGCAGGAGUUUUUCGCCCAUCUGCAGACAGCUUGGUUGGAACGCUUUGAGCAGUACCACGCUGCGCGUCGUUUGAGUAGCAGUCGUCGCAGAGCGGAGCACUUCGCGCUCAUGACUUCUUUGGACAAGGUGGAGGAUCUGGAAGAUGACGCAGCGCCCCCGGACAUAGAAGGAGAUGACGUCGAAGACGAUUUGCGUUUGCGCGAGGAGCUGGAGAACUUGGAACGUGCACAGUGGCCGGUCGAUGGGAACUCUUUGCACGAGGCAAUGUUUCGAGAAGAGGAAUGGAUGAAGGUCCUGGGUCGACGCAAAACUUUGGUAUUGCAGGACACUUUGAAGUGCUUACGUGACUUUGUGAAUGGUUUGGGAGGUGUUCCAGAUGCGAGAACUGAUUUGGGCAUCAAGAACAGUGUGAUUACUGGGCUGGAUCGCAGCUGGACAUCUGCUGAAGCUCAGCAAUCCUUGAUGCUGCAAAAACAGUAUUUGGAAUUCUGUGUGGAGGCGGGAGGCACUGAAGAUGACGAUGAGAUGGCAGUGGACCAUGGGUUUCAGCCUUUGCAGGAGACGGAAGAUGCGUUUUUGGUCAAGCUUAACGAAAAGAACAUGGGUCCAUCUGAUUAUGCGGCUGCCUUGCUGGUGGAGCACAGUUUGAAUCGUCAACAGAUUUUGGCGAUCGCUCCCAUUGCUUGGGUUAUGGAGCAGAUGUGGGUGAACCGCACCCAGCCGGAAAACUGCAGAGCUGAUGGGGUGUGCAAUGAAAGUUGCAAUUGUCUUUGGCUUGGGGCUGGUGGUUCCGGGAAGACGUAUGCCUACACCAGGGUUUUGAGACCGUUAUUUCGACGUUUCUUUGGCUUGGAGGGCUACGUUGUGGGUGAAGCGGAGGCCGGCGUUGAGGAGGCGGCGGCGGAGCACACCAGCAAUGCUUCCGAACUAGGACGACUGGCGUUCAAGUCCUCGCUGCAGCGAGUCGUGCACUUCACUGGAUCGGGUCGGUUUUCCCAGUGCGCAUCUGGACAACAGCUGGUCAAGAUUCUUUUGUCGAUGCUGGAAGGACGGCCUUUGGAGGAUGGAUUGUGGGAGGCUUUAGAGGCAGCGGGUGCGGUGUUAAUGCGAUAUCAGCCGUUGGCUGUCUUGGUUGAGGUGGAUGAUCCGGAGUAUCGUAGCAUUCAGGUGCCAGAUGGCAGUGCUCCGCCGGGUCACGUGUGGCUGCGCGCCGUGACAUCGGAUCCGGGGUGGGAUCUGUCUGUUGGCGGGAAGCAAGCCGUGCAGGUUGUGCGCAAGCAGUUGCCGCUGGCACCUCGUUGCGUUCUCGCGCAUUACGGGUUACAGGGCAUCGCUGCGAGACAAGGCUUACUGGCUUUCUUGUCGAAACCCUCGUGGAUGAGCAAUGCCGACUAUGCCUUGGCCAUUUGUUUAUGUGUUUUUGAGACCUUCCUGCAUGAACGCAAUCCGGUGCUGGUGAAGAGAACGCGGGAGUUUGAGGAGCAGGCCCGGGUGGAUGAAGGGACAGCCAUUGAGUACGUGCGCCGGCUUUCCUGGCAGGGAAUCCCUUCAUUUCGCAAGCGCUUAUCAGCUGAUGAGCUUGCUGCGAUAGUUCCUGCUUAG